Patella vulgata (common limpet) is the source of this 2375-nucleotide messenger RNA. Its product is annotated as eukaryotic translation initiation factor 4 gamma 1. Lineage: Eukaryota; Metazoa; Mollusca; Gastropoda; Patellidae. Gene Ontology annotation, cellular component: eukaryotic translation initiation factor 4F complex. The coding region runs from base 801 to 2282 and encodes 493 amino acids. The transcript is spliced from 13 exons. Gene Ontology annotation, molecular function: translation initiation factor activity; mRNA binding; protein binding. The record is from RefSeq and is a predicted model, not a curated record.
UAUGUGACGUCAGUGAUUAGACGCGUCAUAGAAAUAGUUCUAUGAGGCGCGUAAUCUCGCUUGGGCGAGAUUUGGUGUGUAGAAUUAUUUUUGUUAGUUACUAGUCUCGGUCACCCAGAACCUCCUAGUCUUCAACAUACGGAGGGUCUGGGAAGGUUGUCAAUAUUUGACGUAAAGUCCAUUGCCCAUGCGUAACCGGGAGUUUGGUUUUUAAUGUGGUUGAUUAUCCAGCCUCUUUAGCCAAGUCAAGUAAGAGUUGCGCCCCUUCCCACAAUAAAUCCCAUAAUUCUUGCAUUGAUAUAAACAAACCUGAAUCGUGACGACGAAUUAGGAUUAAUUUUAAAAGCAUAGAUAUGGCCCAUGAAGAGAGAAAUUUUACAAUAAAAAAUUAAGAGUGUUAGAUAUUGAACUUGCAUGCAAUCAAAUGGAUUUUUUGAAAUGACAUUCUUAAAUUAAUUUCAUGGGCGUAAACAUCUUGGUUUAAGAGGAAUUACCUUCCUUAGACAUUGUUUAUGAUAAUGUGAAAGACCGGAUUAUCUAGCCAAUUUUUCUGAAAUGUUGAAAACCUGUCCAGACUAAUAUUCGUAGAAUAUUUUUCUGAAUGAUAGAGACUAGUUAGUUAUGUGAUCUCGUUUGGCCGAGAUUUGGAAAUCUACAAAUGUGUGAAAAGUAUUUUGAAUAAAUUAACUCCCCAGAAAUUCACAACUUUAUUAAAACAAGUUCAGGAUUUAAAUAUCGACACAGAAACAAGAUUAAAAGGUGUCACAGAUUUACUAUUUGAACAGGCUGUGAGUCAACCAAUGUAUAGUUUAGCCUAUGCUAACAUGUCUAGAUAUUUUAUACAGUUGAAAGUUCCGUCUGAUAGCAAACCUGGUGAGAAAGUAAAUUUCCGGGUUAUUUUAUUAACUAAAUGUCAGAGAGAGUUUGAGAAAGAUGAAGAUGUGGAAAUAGAUUUAGAAGCUCGACAGAAGAAAAUCAAUGAAGCUGACUCCGAAGAUGUGAAGAAACAAUUACAAGAAGAAAUGGAGGUUGCUGCAACAGCCAGGAGGAGAUCUAUAGGAAAUAUCAGAUUUAUAGGAGAAUUAUGCAAAUUAAAAUUGUUACCGCAGAACAUUAUGCAUGAUUGUGUAGUUAAAUUAUUACGGUCGAGAGAUGAGGUGAAUUUAGAAUGUUCAUGUAGAUUAUUAACCACAAUAGGAAAAGAAUUGGAUACAGAAAAGGCCAAGCAUAGAAUAGAUCAGUACUUUCGGAAAAUGCAGGAAAUUGUUGGAAAUAAGAAAACAUCGUCAAGAGUACGAUUUAUCUUACAGGAUGUUAUAGAUUUACGAUUGUGUAACUGGGUGCCAAGAAGAGAAGAUAAUAAUCCUAAAACUAUUGAUAAGAUUCAUAAAAAGGCUGCUAAAGAAAACGCACAGAGAACUUAUCUUCUGUCCCAGAAUCCACCUCAAAGUGGAGGACGAGGCGAUUUUAACAACAUAAUGGAAUCUCAAGGAAAUAAUUCACAGCCAAGAGAAGUUUAUAGAAAACCUAGAGAAAUGGAACGUAGGCCUCCCUUUAAACCUAGAAACAUGGAAGACAGACCUCCCUUAAAGCCACCAAGUUUAUCACGACUGGAUCAAGAUGGUUCAAGAGAAAAAUGGGAACAAUUUGAGCAGGAGUUUGACCGGUAUCUGGUGGAUAGUGGACUAGAGUUUAUGGACGAUACUGUCAAGUGUCCACUUUUACGUCAAUGUAUUGGACAAGAAAAUAUGCAUAUUUAUGAUUCGUUUUAUACAUUACAUGAAUUAAAAACGAAAUUCAGUAAUUAUUGCAAACGUCCGAUGAGGGCAGAUAGUGUGAAUAAAGUUGACGGAAAUCAUACUGUUGAUGUCAGGCAAAAAAACCAAAGGAGUCCUCUAAAUCAGGAGGGUAGAAUAAUCUACGACAGAAAUUUCUUGCUACAAUUUAGUAGCAACUGUGUUUCUAAACCAAAAGGCUUACCAAAUUUACCUGACAUCGUUCUAGAUAAGCCUGCUAUAAUGUCGUCUGCAGAAAGGAUUAAAAUGGGUAAUACUGUAUUAGAGUUUUCCCCAGAUUUCGUCCUCCAAACAAGGCCUGAAUGGAAUAAACAGAGCUGUUAUCGUGGACGAUAUCUUUAUGGUGGGUGUAAGUUAAUGUAUUAUUUUAUUACAUGGCUGGUGUAUAGAAAUGCCGACUACGAUUUAUCCGUGUCCAAAUGGGUCAAAUUGGCCACAAUCCAUAAUGGCUGCUGGUUUUGCCUUGUAAAUUUUAAUUUCCACUAAUUUAUCAAAGUAUCAAAAUAUACGUUUUCGGGGUAAUUGAAUCCAAUUCCAUACACAUGUUCGUGAUUAGUGACACCGCUGAGUUAAUAUUGG